AUGAGCAGAGGCGUGGAAGACUUCUGGACAUCAACACUGAAAGAGACCACUCCCUUUGUUUCUACUGCUCUUGUCAUCCCUUCUGGACCAAAAGAAUGCCGGGGUCAUCAGGCAACGAGGAACCUAGGUGAUGCUGUCGACAACAGCGAAAAUGGCAAAAUGUCAGCUGGACCGACCGUGCUUCAUCGAGCGGUCCAGACUGGAAAUAGUAAAGUUGUGUGCCUUUUACUCGAGCAUAACGCAGACUGCAAUUCGAGAGACAAUACUGGUUUGACACCUCUGUUGUGUGCGGUAAUCGGAGGCCAUGAAGAAGUGUUAGAAGUAUUGCUAUCCCAUGGGGCCCGUCUAGGAUAUGUCGAUAAUGCUCAUUGGUCAGCUCUUCACUGGGCUGUGUUCCAUAGUCGUCACAGAAUACUGGAGCGGCUUCUGAGAUGUUGCGACGGGGAUGCUUCAUUGCUCAACAUACGAAACAAGGACGGAGAAACACCGCUAUCAAUCGCAGUCAGCGCGGGAAGCGAGGUGGCCGUGAAGCUGCUACUAGAAUUCGGGGCUACGGUCAACACAGAGUGA
This is a messenger RNA of Penicillium soppii, 570 nucleotides long. RefSeq names its product ankyrin repeat domain-containing protein. Gene Ontology annotation, molecular function: protein binding. Lineage: Eukaryota; Fungi; Ascomycota; Eurotiomycetes; Eurotiales; Aspergillaceae. Gene Ontology annotation, cellular component: cytoplasm. Bases 1 to 570 code for a protein of 189 amino acids. The transcript has a single exon. The record is from RefSeq and is a predicted model, not a curated record.